AUGAUUGGAUGGUUAAGUUGUUUAGCAUGUAUUAACAGUGAUAUUCGUCGUGUACAAUUUCGUAUUUUGAAAUAUCUCGUUUCAUUAGGCAGUCGUAUGAAUCAUUAUCUUAUUGAUGAUACUUCAAAUCAUUUAAUUAAAAAAGCUGUAGCAUGGGAUAAUGACAAUCAUAUAGCAUUUGCUGUACCAUUGGGUGACAUAAAACCUACCAUUCAUCUUGAUAUUUUUCUACCUCGUAUUGUCUAUCUAGCGUUACAUAGUUCUGAUGGUCAAACAAAAAUAACUGCAUGUAAAUUACUUCAAUCAAUAUUACUUUAUAUGAUUGGAAAAAGUGCAAAUAAUCGAAGCAGUGCAGCAGUUAGUUUCUAUUUUUGUAUCAUCAAAAAAUGCAUAUUGAUUCUUUUUGAGCGUGGGUGUAGAAUUUCUCGGUAUGCCAACACCCUUUAUGAAAAAGGGACCGUAAAAAUGUGUCCACUAUAAGGAGAUGUCUACUAUGGGAGGUUUUGGUGUAAUUAUACUCUUAAAAGUUACAAUAAAAAUUUCUGAAAAAAUACCAAUUUACCAAUCAUUUCAUAAUGAAAGAGAGCAUCAGCUGAAUGUUAACAUUAAACUAUUAAACAAUGUGAAAAACAGCAUCUCCCUCUUUUUAGCUGAUUGCCACACAUAUGAAUUUUUCAAAAAAAAAGAGGAAUUUUUAAACUUCAGUCAUCCUUUACAUGCGUAACAAGUUGAGACUUGAAUUAUUUCUAAUUUUCUUUUUUGUGGAUGGUUCCUUUUUCAAUAAAAGUAUUACAGUAAUUUGAAGUUCUUAAUGCACUAUCAAGUGAUUUUAUGUUCAAACUUUCACAUAAUAUACUAUUGAGAAAUACUGAAUUGAAACACGAAUGUUUUCUUGCGGCACUGUUCAUUGUUGGAAGUGGAAAAAAUGUAUGCGAAAACAAGAUGCUUUUAUAGGAAACUUGAUUGUCACCUCUGAAAAAUCGAGCUUGCACUGCUCAUUCAUUUAAGUUAUAUUUCUUGAAAAUAUUUCACAAUAUUUUGGAAUAAUACCUUCUUAUUUCAACCAUUUUAUGAGAUCAUUUAUUAAUGAAGUUGUAAAAAAAUAAGGGAACAAAAUGUUUGAUCAGUAAAAAGGAUUAAAUGAUCAGUAAAAAAAGAGAUAAAUGAUCAGUAUAAAGAUUAAAUGAUCAGUAUAAAAAUUGAACGAUUAGUACUAAAAGUAUCAGUAAAUAAUAAGAGAAUGAUCAGUUUAUUAUAUAUAAUUACCAGUAAAAUGUACAAUUUAUUCCAGUAACAAAUACAAAUUUGAUCAGUAUAGUAUACAAAUUUUAUCAGUAGAAAAAUAAGUUUUAACCGUAUUAAAUAAAAAGUUAUCAGAAAAAGAAAUUUAAAUAAUUAAAGAACAAUCCAAAAGAAUAUUUUAUAGAAAUCUAAAGAGUGAGUGUGAAAAGAGUAAAUGAAUAAGCAUUUUCUUCCAAAACUUCAUCGGAUAAAUUGCUUGUAUAUAGUGCAACCUCUACCAUUUUCAUUUCUUUCAUUUGUUAAAAUUUGAGUAAUGAUGAGCAAGAGGAUUGAAGUAAAGAGUUUAUAUUUGUUAGUAUUUAACCUCAAAUUCAGUCCAAUCUUAGAUUCACUUAGGUCAACCUGGAGUCUCAUUCUGGACUAGUGCAAUGCCAGAUUUGGAAAGCAGUUUUCGUUAAAGCCUUCACUAGUGGUUAGAUAAAUAUUGCAUUGGAAUAAUAUUGCUGAACUAGAUUAAAACGAUGGUAUUCCGACAUUGUGAUCAUCACUGAAGAAACGAAGUUAAGACACGAACACUUAUAGAUAAUUUUCUAUAACAGCUGGUCUGCUAUAGCAACCUAUUCGCAAGUUCUAGAACCCUAAAUUAAUUUCUCUAUCGAUGAUUAUAUUAGCUGAAAUGUCAUUUUUUCAAAACAGUUCAGUAAGAAGUAUUCCAAAUUAAUAACUAUCUAGGGCCAGUUAAAAGUUUUCACAAAAAUCAGCUUUUCAAUCUGACAUUUGACCAGGCAAAUAUGAGAGUCUCAUAUUGGCUAGGUACAUCUGAAAUUGGAUUGACGCCGAGAUUGGGCACUAAUAUAUAUACGUUGCACUUGUUAUCUGUACGACAUAGUUGAAAAACAGAAAAAAUGAACCAUACUAUAACACAUUUGAAUUUUUAUGCUCAUCUUUGUAUUUAAUUUACUGUUAAUUAAUUAUAUUUACUGAUUCUCAAAUUUAUUUACAAAUCUUAUCAAUGAAUAACUGAUUAUCGAAGUAAUUUACUGAUCAAUUAUCCAGUUUACUGAUCAAUCAUUCGAUCUGCUGAUUUUAUAAUAUUCUAACGUACUGAUCAUUUCAUCUAUUUUACUGAUCACUUAAAUCUUAGCCAAAAAAUAAAUGAUACAGCAAAAAACUAGAGAAGCGUUUUACCACCAUCCUCAGUAAUGAUGGUUAUAAGGCUACUUUACACGCAACGUAUGCUUACAUAGAAAACCACAAGAGACAGAGAUGAACACAAGAAAGAAUAAAGGAAGCUAAGCAAGAGGUGAUGUCAAUCAAUAUUAGUUCAUAUGAUAGGUUCAAGAUUGCUCCUUGCAACGUAGCACUUUACUCAAGUAUGUUUUAUAAUUCUAACCAACAAGGGAAAAAAUAUAUAAACAACACGUUGAAAAAGAAGUGAAAAGAUAAAGCAGUUAAGUUUUGAUUAUCUCUUAGCCAGUGAUUCCAAUAACGAAGCUUAAAGAAGAUAAAUAAUAAUGGUGUCAAAUGCCGUCAUAUUUGUGUGUUGUUACAUAUGUGCAUUUAUUUGAAAAAUUUUUCAUAUAAAUGUCAAUAUUACAUUCUUUCUUACAUUAGUUAGUGUAUAUUUCAAAUGAAAUUUCUACUACGAUUAGUGUUGUAUCGUCAAGAUUAUGAUACAACAUUUACUCAUACAAUACGCUACAUUUUCAUCGAGUCAAGUCCAUGAGAAGCUUCCAAUAAAUACUCACAGUGCGACGACGAUGAGUAAGAUUUGAAUUCAUCGAGUAUAAAAUAAAAACUAAAUUUCGAUUUGAGUCACUAAGUAUAAGCAACAUGUCCGCUAUAUGAAUAGUACAAAAGUUCAUUUGGCAUAUGGAAUAUGUAUUCAUUCAAAUAUAAAUCUUUUGUAGGAAUAAUUCUUAAAUGUAUAUGAAAUAGAUCGGUUAACAUCUGCUUUUUUUUUGAAUGAUGAUAAAAAACAUCUGUCGCAUAUCGGUAAAGGAUUUAUUGAAACCUGACGACAUACGUACAUGUACUCUGCUCUUUGCGAAUUGAUUCAUUUUGAUAUCGAGUUACUAAGGGUUUGUCAAAAUGUAUUUUUAUGUUUUACUGCAUAAAUAUAUUAUCUAUAUUAAUGUUUCUGCAUAAUUUAUUAACAGAAAACUAACAUGAGAUACACACAUAAAUUACAGUUUGUUUCAGAAUCUCAAAUACUUAUUUAUCGAGACAUGAAAAUAGAUUGUUUUUAUAUAUUGUAACAAAAAGUCAUCCAUUUUAGAUUAUAUACUGAUGACAUCAUCAAAAUUUGAACAGGUGAUUUCAGAAAAAAGUCUGAAGUGUAAUAAAUAUAAUCGUUUGAGUUAUUAUUUCAAUUAAUAUGAAACAGAAUCUGCUUUUUUCUUUGCCACAAAGAGAAAGAACAUUGCUAUCCAUGACUAUUUUGUAGGUUUUAUUCAAUCUUCGACUAAUAAUAUUCGCAGAAUUUUUGUUCCUAUCCAGAAUUCGGAAUAAAAGUACUUUUGAUUUAGUUCUAUGCUAUAAAUAACUCAGCUGAUAGAGUAGAGAGAGAGAGAAAGCAGCCGUGUAAGAGACUAGGGAGAAGUAGCAACCUUUUAUGCUUGAAAUUAUUUUAUGUCACUGACAGUUUCUGAAGUUUCUCGGAGUUGAAACUGAGAGAGUGAAUUUCUUUAGAGUCAAAUUUUGAGGUUAGAGUGUUUGACUGUACAGGACUCUAAUUUUCAUCAUUACAGUCAUACUUUAGUACUUUACCAUAUUUGAAAUUAUUUCAAUACACUCUGACCUACUGUUGGACUUAACUGUAUUCUUUGACUCAAAGUAUACUGUUUCUUCUUGUUAAAUCAAUGCAUUCGCUCCUCAAAAAGUUUGAAAACUGAAACUACAGACUUCUUAUAAAAGCAUGAAAGAACAUACUAGGCUGAAUAUUUUUUGUGAUGUAGCUGUAUCUAUUCUAGAUGUAACCAAGAAGAAUUAUGAAUUAGAACCCUUUAGAAACCUACUGAGAAUACCUAGUUCUGUCAUACAUGCUCUUGUAUUCUGUCUAAAAUGUUCUCUCUUAUGUCCAUUUCUCGUUCUUUCUUCAUAUGAAUUUCGUUUUUUUUUUAAUGAAACUUAGAAUUAUUCCACUUAUUUUGUAAGAUUGCACAUCUACUACAACUGUAUCAAUGAUAUCAACACCAUUUGUCGAAAUACACAAUGCUGAUGAGCCAUUUUUCUAUUAUUUAAUGCUUACAAUGCCAUUAGUUGCUCUUAGCGCUUAUAUCUAUGAUGCUUGUGCCUUUUUCUUCAUGAAUGAUACACCAGCUGGUCUAUUUUCCUCUGUUUUAUUUAUAUUUUAUUUUCUACAGUAUUCCGUUACAAUGAAUUCCAAAGUAGCUUUAACAAUAUACGAAGUUGUUAUUUGGUUAAUGGUAACGACUGGUGAUGCCCUAUAUAUAUGUUACUAUUUACGACAGAACAAUCGAGUACAACAAAUAAGAUAUAUAGGAUAUAUCUGCUUAGAUUCCAUAUUUAGUUUAACGUUAUGGAUUUGUAAAAUGGUGGCUCUUUGUAAAACACAUGAUCAAGGUUGUAGGUGUUGUAGACAAAUAUUUCAUUGUUUGCACAUUAAUCCUAAUAUUCGACCACAUAUUAAAGUACAUCAACGACAAUUUUUCAGUUUUGUUUCACGUUUAGAAGCCAUUUUAGCAACACUCAUACCAAUAUUUUUUAGCGAUAAAAUCAUUCGGACAACAUCGGCAAAUAUUAGCUUUUUCAUUCUAUUUGACUUUUUCUAUGAAUCGUAUCAUAAAUUUUCUUCUAUAUGGAUCAAACUUGGCUUAUAUAUGUUUGUGAGUAUUGUAACUGCAUCUAUAGCAACUGAAUGGCUUUAUUAUGUGAAAUUGGAACUUAUAUACUCGCAAAUUAGUGGUAUUUUAGAACUCUUAGCUGCUUCUAGUUGUUGUAUACUUAUUAUAAUGCAAUUUUUUCCUUAUCAUUUCCGUCCGAAAUAUAGACAAGUUGAAGAAUAAAAUUUUCAAAAGACUUGUUUAGUUCUUGACCUAUGAAAGUACCAAAUGGGCCUAAAUAUCAAUUGUUUGAGAUGGAAGUUCGAAGCAUUAUCAGAUGUAUUCUGAGGGCGAGGAUGAGUAAAAAAAAGUAUUCUAACACUUAUGAAACAAUUUUUUCUCUUGCAAAAAGAUUUUGACAGAUAGUCUUAUUAUUUCAACAUUUUUCAAUAGAUACAGUUCAAAAAUAAGAUAUGACGGUAAUUUAUUAUAUGUAGAUAAGGUUCUUCAGAAGUAUUUUCUUUUCAAUUUGAUUCAUAGAGCAAUUAAUAUCAAGCUUCAUAAAUUUACAAUUAAAUAAUGUCAAGAGCCUGUCGUAAACCGAUCUUGUCACUCACGUAAUAGUUUGAUCGAUUCAUUUCUGUUUUUUGUCUAAUUUUUAGUUGAUUUUUUAAGUUAAUGUUGUGGAAGUUAACAUUUUCCAUGAUGCCUUUGUCUUGACUAAUAGUUUAUCUAAAUAUCGAUUCAUUCAUGUUUCUAUUUUGUGGAUGUGGGAUGGGGGUGAACGAAGGGGAGAUUAAUAUCCAUAGUCACACUUCUUCACACUCACAUCCUACCAUGAACAAUAGUAGCAAAGACUAUAUGUAUAUAUAUGCUAAGCGAGAAUAUGUUGAAUAAAGCACUUCUUUUCUUUUAGUUUAUAUGAUAUAUCUGGAACAAAUACCUUUGUUCUAACUGAGAGUGUGGAUGUCAGUGAAAAGACAGUUCAUAUUCUCAUUCUAUAUGCGAUUGAUAGAGUAGAUAUUGAACCUAACAUUUCUAUGAUUCCAAUUAAGAACUUCGCUCGUAGUCAAUAAUAAUGAAAAAUAAUUAAAUUUCUUUUUGAAAAUGAACACUGAUGACUGCAUUUUUAUUUUGAUAGCCGAAGACGGUUGAAAUCAUCAGUUUUUAAUAUAAUUGAUUAAAGAGUACAAAUAAUAUUAUGACAAUUUUCAUUAGAUUUUCAAUCAUAUUUCCCCAAUUCUUAUUGAACACAUAUGACAUUGUCAAACAUAGUUUAGAAAAGCCUAUGCACAAAAAAAGAACACUUUUGAAUAAUUAAAUUGAUUUUUUUACAGACAUUUGAAGUUCUUGUAAGCAGUAGCUAUUGAUGAUAAAUGUUUGUUACUUUACUAUCGUUCUCAAAUGUUCAAUCGGAAAUCACCAAGUACAAUUGCCUAAACUUGUCGAUCGUAGCAAUUCAAAUUAGAAACUCGCCUAUCAGAUGCACUAGUAUGGAUUCAUAAUUCUUCUUUAGCUUUCUGUUUUAUAAAUGCAGAUAGCUGUUUGCUGUCUGUAUGAACUAGUGUGCGAUCAACACGCGAUAGAUAUUCAUUAAUAUAUAAUGGUCUAAAACCAUGAAAACAGUAAUCGUAUGUAUCACGAUGAGUAUGUUACAUAUUGUUGAAUAGCACUUGCACUUGUCGACACAUGCGAGAAGCACUGAUGCUAUGAAUAAUCGAUUAGCGCUUUAAUAGAGAUCAUUGAACAAAUCCGAAUGAAAUAACUUCUCUUAUAUUUCUUAACCAUGGCACAUCAUUGUAAAAAAAUAAUAAACAAUUACUCUUAACGUUUUAGAGAAAGUGGCAGUCCUAACAAUGAUCAUUUUGAUUACAAAUUAUGACGGUAUCAUAAUUAAAUAUUCUAUCAGGUUAAUGUCCGAUGUUGAAUCAUAUCGACAUACUCAAAUUUUACGUUAUGUACGAAUUUAUCCGUAGAGAAGAAAAAGAAAAGCAUAAGAAUAAAUGUGUUCAUCGAAAAAUAAUUCCUCCUGGUAAAGAUGAAGUAUUCCUUGAGAUGCUUCCUAACGAUCUUCUAUUUGAUAAAUUUAAAAAAUACCUGAAGAAAGAUUCUGGUUCAUUAUCAACCAUUUUCGAUUAAAAUAUUUUAUUAUAUUUCAUUUCUUAUUAACAUGAAAUCUCUCUAAAGUUAGAAUUGAUUAUUUGAAAUAUUUAUUACAUAGAACCAAAUGAAAAAAAGGAACACACUUAUUCAUCUUUUUCUAAUUUGUGUAUUCAUUAAUCAGUACCAUAUUGUUAAAAAACUUCCAUAAUUCAUUCGUGCAUGCAGGUGUGGGUGCGGGUGUAAGUGUUGGUUUUCUUUUCGUUUACAUCCACACUCACACGUACACCCACACCCAUACCUUAAGUGUGUCGGUGUGUGACUAUUUCUUCUUUUUCGACACCCACUGAUACUCAAACCCAUCCGCACCGACAUCCACACCCACACCAACACUCACACGUACACGCACACCCCCCUAGGAGGCAUUGCACGUAAGCCACGACCAACGUUGCUCAAUCAAUGUCACCGAUUUGGCUGAUAUUUUUAUAGUAGGUAGGCCUAAGAGUCUUAGGAAGAAACUGAAAAUUUCAGCUCAAACGGAUGAGCCGUUCUGGAGAUAUAGACGAUACAAGUAUGACGGGGUAGGUCCCAUUUGGAGUACUUUAUAGUGCAAUACUUUUCAGUAAAUCUCUAUUUUCUCGAGAACAACAAGAGAUGCAACUGAGAUUUUUUUACCAUAAAUACUAUCAACGAUGGGCUAUAUUUUUAUGGUAAUAAAAGUAUCUCAUCACUGUAUGAUUUUUGCUUGACAUUAUAUACCAUUUUCAGAAUACAUUCUCACGUAGAUGCGGCAAGCUGGUCGGAUCAGCGCGCUAGGACAAAUCGAGAGUAGUCUCAUCUGAAAGAGCACAUCAAAAUGCAUCGACUGACGUUUUCAAAAAUUUGUGCAAUUGAACUUUGGUAGCAAAAAUUUUUUGAACAAGACUAGAAAGG
This is a messenger RNA of Rotaria sordida, 8060 nucleotides long. NCBI's taxonomy places the organism in Eukaryota, Metazoa, Rotifera, Eurotatoria, Philodinida, Philodinidae. The record is from the annotation of a GenBank genome assembly.